GUCACCUUGGAAGAUGCAUCCAAACAGACAUAGAUGGAUACUUUUUUAAAGAGAGAGAGUGUGUGUGUGGAGUGAUGCAGGGCUUUGACUUGAUUGUUUCCAAUGUCUUCCUCUUAAGGGUUAAAACAAUCGAGAGGCGUUCCUAGAGCGGAAGAAGGAAGCGCUUCCCACAGCGGAAGCCCGGCUAGUGGCAGGCGCGGCUGUUCCUAGAGAGGCCCUGGAGGGCUUCGCGAGGGGAGGAGGGAGGGGAGGCCUUCUUCCUGGUUUCCUUGGCGUUGCCGUGGCGACAGAGGGAGUGCCACCCCUCCCCUUGGGCUCCUCUGAGGCCAACCAGUUCUCCCAGUCUUUCCACUUUGAAUGUCAUUUGAAAGAAGAGGUGGAUGUAUCUUCAUCUAGUUUGGAGGCAGCCUAGAAGCACAGAACAAAGAUGGAGGGACAAGAGCCAACUGCCGCCCAGUUAGACAUAUUUUCUUCUGCUGUUGAGGAAGAGAACAACAGAUCAUUCUGGGAGGACCCUUGGAGGAAAGACCAGGAGAGCAGUCUGCUGCAUUCAGACUUUCAGCACCAGCACUUCCGCUAUGUGGAGACUUUGGGACCCCGAGAGGUUUGCAGCCACUUCCACUCUCUUUGCCGCCUGUGGCUGAAGCCAGAUCGACACUCCAAGGCAGAGAUUCUGGACCAGGUGCUCCUGGAGCAGUUCCUGGCCGUCCUUCCUGCGGAGAUGGAGCGCUGGGUGAAGGAAUGUGGGGCAAAGACCAGUUCCCAGGCUGUGGCUUUGGCUGAAGGAUUCCUCCAGAGUCGGGAAGAGGAGAGGAAGAGGGAGAAACCCCAGGUGCAGGACUCUUUUGCAGAUGAGACCAGUCAGGUGGAGGAGUCUCCUUCAGACACAAUGUGCAUUGCCUACAUUGGAAAUGGAGAAUAUAUCAUACUAGGCAAUGAAACAUGGGGAAUUGAUAGUAGCACGACUUUCCAUGAUUCUCUUCUAAGAAGAGAUUCUGCGGGACCAGAUCAGGUGACUUUUGAAGAUGUGUCUGUGGAUUUCUCAGAGGAGGAGUGGGCCCUCUUGGAUCCAAGCCAAAAAGCCUUGCACCAGGAUGUCAUGGAGGAGAAUUUGGGUAUUGUGUCAUCUCUGGCCAUGUCAAUAGAGGAGACACCAUUUAAAUAUUUGGAAGAUGGAAUGAAUUUCAAUAGGAAGGAAGCGCUCACCUUUUCUCAAGAAACUCACACAAGGGAUAAACCAUUUAAAUGCUUGGAAUGUGGAAAAAGUUUCUCUCAGAAGAUAAGCCUUGUUCAUCACAGGGCAAUUCACAAAGGAGAGAAGCUAUUUAAAUGCUGGCAGUGUGGAAAGAGCUUUAGUCAAAAAAGAAACCUUAUUCGUCAUCAGGCAACUCACACAGGAGUAAAGCCAUUCAAAUGCUUGCAAUGUGAAAAGAGCUUCAGUCAAAAGUAUGUCCUUAUUCGUCAUCGGGCAAUUCACACAGGAGUAAAGCCAUUUCAAUGCUUGCAGUGUGAAAAGAGCUUCAUAGAAAAGAGAAGCCUUAUUGGUCAUCAGGCAACUCACACAGGAGAGAAACCAUUUCAGUGCUUGCAGUGUGAAAAGAGUUUCAGUCUAAAGGGAAACCUUAUUCGUCAUCAGGCAACUCACACGGAAGAGAAGCCAUUUCAGUGCUUGCUGUGUGAAAAGAGCUUCAGUGAAAAGAGAAGCUUUAAUAGUCAUCAGGCAACUCACACAGGAGAAAAGCCAUUUCAGUGCUUGCAGUGUGAAAAGAGUUUCAGUCACAAGUCCGUCCUUAUUCGUCAUCAGGCAACUCACACAGGCGUAAAGCCAUUUCAAUGCUUGCAGUGUGAAAAGAGCUUCAAUCAAAAGGGAAACCUUAUUCGUCAUCAGGCAACUCACACAGGAGAGAGACCAUUUCAAUGCCUGCUGUGUGAAAAGAGCUUCAGUGAAAAGAAAAGCCUUAUUUUUCAUCAGGCAACUCACACAGGAGAGAAGCCAUUUCAGUGCUUGCAGUGUGAAAAGAGCUUCAGUCAGAAGAAAAACCUUAUUUAUCAUCAGGCAACUCACACAGGAGAGAAGCCAUUUCAAUGCUUGCAGUGUGAAAAGAGCUUCAGUCAAAAGGGUAGCCUUAUUAAUCAUCAGGCAACUCACGCAGAGGUAAAGCCAUUUCAGUGCUUCCAGUGUGAAAAGAGCUUCAGUCACAAGCACGUUCUUAUUCGUCAUCAGGCAACUCACACAGGAGAGAAGCCAUUUCAAUGCUUGCAGUGUGAACAGAGCUUCAGUCACAAGCACGUCCUUCUUCGUCAUCAGGCAACUCACACAGGAGAGAAGCCAUUUCAAUGCUUGCAGUGUGAAAAGAGCUUCAGUCUAAAGGGAAGCCUUAUUAGUCAUCAGGCAAUUCACACAGGAGUAAAGCCAUUUGAAUGCUUAGUGUGUGAAAAGAGCUUCAGUCACAAGCACGUUCUUAUUAGACAUCUGGCAACUCACACAGGAAUAAUGCCCAUUUAAAUGCUCAGUUGUGUGGAAAGAGCUUCAGUCACAAGCACAUUAGUCAUCAUCAGGCAAAUCACAUAGGAGAAAAACCAUUUAAAUGUUUGGAAUGUUGAAAAGGUUCUCUCAAAAGUUAGACCUUGUUCAUCAUCAGGCAAUUCACAUAGGAUAUAACACGAACACCUGCUUUGUCCAGUUUUGAUGGAUUUGUUUCAAUUGGUGCAGCUUGAGGAUGUGGACAAGGUGCUUGGAGAGAUGAGGGCGACCACAUGCAUCCUAGACCCCUGCCCAUCCUGACUGGUGAAGGAAGCCAGAGCGGGUUUGGUGGAGUGGGUGAAGGUUGUGGUGAAUGCUUCCCUUUGGGAAGGCAAAUUUCCAGCAAGCCUUAAAAUGGCUGUGAUCAAACUGGUGUUGAAAAAGCCAUCACUGGACCCCACUCAAUUCGGAAACUUUCAGCCCAUUUCCAAUCUCCCCUAUUUGGGCAAGGUCGUGGAACGUGUGGUGGCUGCGCAACUCCAGGCAUUCUUGGUUGACACUAAUUAUCUAGAUCUGGUGCAGUCUGGCUUUAGACCAGAACAUGGAACUGAAACUGCCUUGCUCGCUUUAGUAGAUGAUCUACGCUGGGAACUGGACAGGGUGUGUGUGUUCAUGUUGGUUCUGCUGGACCUCUCAGCGGUCUUUGAUACUGUUGAUCACGGUAUCCUUCUGGAACGCCUCACAGGUAUGGAGCUUGGAGGUACUGUUUUGCAGUGGCUCCGGUCCUUCCUGGAGGGCUGUUCCCAGAAGGUGUUGUUGGGGGACACCUGCUCGGCCCUACAACCAUUGUCUUGUGGGGUCCUGCAGGAGUCAGUACUGUCCCCCAUGCUGUUUAACAUCUACAUGAAGCCGUUGGGAAAGAUCAUCUGGAGUUUUGGAGUACGGUGUCACCUGGACAUGCAGAUGAUGUCCAGCUCUGUCACUCCUUCCCACCUGUCACUAAGGGGGCUGUUCAGAUCCUGAACUGGUGCUUGGCAGCUGUGUCACACUGGAUAAGGGCCAACAAAUUGAAAUUGAAUCCAGACAAGACAGAGAUCCUCGUGGUCAGUCGGAAGGCCGAACAGGGCAUAGAGUUACAGCCUGUGUUAGGUGGGGGUCACACUCCCCCUGACGACGCAGGUUCGCAGCUUGGGGGUUCUGGACUCAUCGCUGCACCUGGAACCCCAGGUCUUGGCAGUGGCCAGGGGAGCUUUGGCACAAUUAAAACUUGUGCACCAGUUGCGCUCAUACCUUGGGAAGUCUGACUUGGCCAUAAUGGUCCAUGCUUUGGUUGCAUCCCGAAUAGAUUACUGCAACGUGCUCUACAUGGGGUUCCCUUUGAAGACUGUUCGGAAGCUUCAAUUGGUCCAACGGGCGGCAGCCAGGUUGGUCACCCGAGCAUCAUACAGGGAGCACACAACUUCCCUAUUACGCCAGUUUCACUGGCCGCCAGUCUGCUACCGAGCAUAAUUCAAAGUGCUGGCUUUAGCCUAUAAAGCCCUAAAUGGUUCUUGCCCAGCUUACCUGUCCAAACAUAUCUCCCCUUAUGAACCACCUUGUAGAUUGAGAUCAUUUGGGGAGGCCCUGCUCUCGGUCCCACCUGCUUUGCAAGCUCAGCUGGUGGAGACGAGAGACGGCCUUUUCGGUGGUGGCCUCCCCAGCGAUAUAAGAUCCGCCCCCUCCCUUUUGGCCUUCAGAAGGAAAGUGAAGACCUGGCUCCGGGAUCAAGCUUUUGGAUAACUGCAGUGCAGUAAUGGAUGUCUGAUAUGUAAAAUGACCUCAGAACGGUUUUAUAAUAAUAAUAAUAAUAAACAACUUUAUUUUUAUAUCCCGCCCCAUCUCCCCGAAGGGACUCGGGGCGGCUCACAAACAGGGACAAGCCUGAAACAACAACAACAUAUUUGACAUAAACUUAAAACACUCCAACAAUACACAAAAUAAAAUAAUGGACAGAUACAUUAAAAUCCGAGCAUAUAAAAUCAGAGUAAUUAAAAGCAAACCAGUGGGGACAGGUUUCAUAAAGUGCUGUAUCAUGGAAAUAAGUAGCAGUGAUAAAGUGCCAUAUGCUUUUAAAACAGAAAGAAGUAUUCUUAUAACAGCUCUAUUGGGCCUUUCAUUUAAACGCGCUCUGGAACAAUCCAGACGGAAAAUGGGCAGAGAAGGAGACUCCCUGAUCUCCUUAGGGAGAGAGUUCCAGUGCCGGGGGGCCACUGCCGAGAAGGCCCUCUCCCUCGUCCCCACCAGCUGCAUUUGAGACAAAGGCUGGAGCGAGAGGAGCGCCUCCCCGGAUGAUCUUAGGGUUCGUGUUGGUUCAUGGAGAGGAGGUGAUCACGGAGAUAGGCAGGUCCUGAACCGUUUAAGGCUUUAUAGGUAAUAACCUGCACCUUGAAUUGGGCCCGGAAACUUAUUGGUAGCUAGUGGAGCUGUUUAAACAAAGGAGUUGACCGUUCUCUGUAGCUAGCUCCUGUUAAUCUGACUGCUGAUCUCUGAACCAACUGAAGUUUCCGAACCGUCUUCAGGGGCAGCCCCACGUAGAGUUCAUUGCAGUAAUCCAACCUGGAGGUGACUAAGGCAUGGACCACCAUGGCCAAGUCAGACUUCACGAGGUACGGUCGCAGCUGGCGCACAAGCUUUAAUUGUGCAAAGGCCCUCCCGGCCACCGCCGACACCUGAGCGUCAAGUGUCAGCGAAGAGUCCAGGAGGACCCCCAGACUGCGGACCUGCGUCUUAAGGGGGAGUGCGACCCCGGCGAGCACAGGUUGCCACCCUAUGCCCCGAUCGGCCGCACGACUGACCUGGAGGACCUCUGUCUUGUCGGGAUUAAGUUUCAGCUUAUUCACCCUCAUCCAGUCCAUCACAGCGGCCAGGCACCGGUCAAGGAUCUGAGGGGCUUCCUUGGAGUUUGGUGGAAAGGAGUAGUAGAGUUGAGUGUCAUCUGCAUAGAGAUGGCACCCAACUCCAAAACUCCGGAUGACCUCACCCAGCGGUUUCAUGUAGAUGUUAAAAAGCAUGGGAGACAGAAUAGAACCUUGUGGGACCCCACAGGUCAAAAGCCAGGGGUCCGAGCAGGAGUCUCCCAGCUUCACCAACUGGGAACGGCCCUCCAGGAAGGAGCGGAGCCAUUGCAAAGCAACACCCCCAAUACCCAUUCCGGAGAGCCGUCCCAGAAGGAUACAUGGUCGAUGGUAUCGAAAGCCGCUGAGAUGUCCAAGAGAACCAACAGGGUCACACUCCCCCAUCAAGUUCUCUGCGGAGGUCAUCCACCAAGGCGACCAAAGCCGUCUCCAUACCAUGACCGGGUCUGAACCCAGUUGGUUUUAGACCACGAUUUUCUGGAUGGCACGAUUUUCAACUGUAUAUUUAUUUUUUUGUGUUUUAAAUAUUUAAAUAUUUAAUAUUUCAAGCUUUAAUUUUAUAUGUGUGUUGGGGCAUCGGAAUUGGGCCAUGUGUAAGAGCCUCCUUGAGUCCCCUUCAGGGUGAGAAAGGCAGGGUAUAAAUAGGGCAAAUAAAAUAAAUUUUCAGAGUAACAAGUGCAUUUAAUUGAGAAGUUUGAUGAGAAGUGUGGGAAUGGGUUUGGUUGAAUGACUCACAGCCCUGUGUACCGUGUAAUUCCAGGUAUGUGGGACUGGGUUUUCUUUUAUGAAAUAUCUAAUAAAGCAUAACUGAUAAAUUGUUUUCUAUCCA
This is a messenger RNA of Anolis carolinensis (green anole), 6187 nucleotides long. Its product is annotated as oocyte zinc finger protein XlCOF6. NCBI's taxonomy places the organism in Eukaryota, Metazoa, Chordata, Lepidosauria, Squamata, Anolidae. The transcript has 6 exons. Gene Ontology annotation, biological process: regulation of DNA-templated transcription. The coding region runs from base 428 to 2506 and encodes 692 amino acids. The record is from RefSeq and is a predicted model, not a curated record.